This is a messenger RNA of Zophobas morio, 3982 nucleotides long. It is a transcript of the gene nAChRalpha7, whose product is annotated as nicotinic Acetylcholine Receptor alpha7. NCBI's taxonomy places the organism in Eukaryota, Metazoa, Arthropoda, Insecta, Coleoptera, Tenebrionidae. The transcript has 8 exons. Gene Ontology annotation, biological process: regulation of membrane potential; chemical synaptic transmission; signal transduction. Bases 432 to 2087 code for a protein of 551 amino acids. Gene Ontology annotation, molecular function: acetylcholine-gated monoatomic cation-selective channel activity; transmembrane signaling receptor activity. The record is from RefSeq and is a predicted model, not a curated record. Gene Ontology annotation, cellular component: plasma membrane; synapse; neuron projection.
AUACAGCAUCCCUGCUGCUCUGGUUUGGGCAGUGGGCUCGCGGUAGCGCAGUAGCACUUUGGCGGAGGAGCAUCCGACUCGCAAUGGCUUUAGUAUACGAAUGUGCAAAGUAGGCACGAGAUAGUAAACAUGAAGUAACUAAAUCUAAACAAUCUGGCGGUAAAACUAAACUAUAUGUAUAUACAUGUGUAUGUAUAGUAUCUCCUGUACUGAUAUACAUAGGUAUAUAUGUAUACACGCUAAACUUAAACUCAUGAACCGAACAUUAAACUAAUUGUGUAUUAAUAAAUAACGCUGCUAACGCUAAACCCGAAUAAAUAAUAAACGAUUCUAAUAUGAAACCGCAAUAAACCAAAAACUUUAAACUAAAAUCUAAACGAUUGUUAGAACACAGCACUGGCGCGAGCUCUUUACUGCUAAUAUCGCUACCCAUGGACAGUGGCAUGCAGCAAUGUCAAUUCUACUGCGGCCCACGAGCACUGACGCUCUUUGUCCUCUUGCACAUCUGCCUGUCGCUACCGAACGAAUCUUUGGCGGGAUACAACGAGAAGCGACUUCUCCACAAACUGCUUGACAAUUAUAACGUACUGGAAAGGCCGGUGGCCAACGAGUCGGAUCCUUUGCAACUUAGUUUCGGUUUAACUUUAAUGCAAAUCAUCGAUGUGGUACGUGACUUUUCCCCGUGCAUGCAUAAACCACCCCCGCAUAAAUUCGUUUUCUAUUUCCAGGACGAGAAAAACCAGCUGCUCAUCACGAAUAUUUGGCUGAAAUUGGAAUGGAAUGACAUGAACCUACGGUGGAAUGCAACAGAAUAUGGUGGCGUCAAGGACCUCCGCAUACCUCCGCACAGGUUGUGGAAGCCGGACGUUCUCAUGUACAACAGCGCUGACGAGGGCUUCGACGGAACGUAUCCUACGAACGUGGUGGUCCGCAACAACGGCAGCUGCCUGUACGUGCCUCCCGGAAUUUUCAAAAGCACUUGUAAGAUCGACAUCACGUGGUUUCCUUUCGACGACCAGCGAUGCGAGAUGAAAUUCGGAAGUUGGACUUACGACGGAUUACAACUGGAUCUACAAUUACAAGACGACUCGGGAGGAGAUAUCAGCAGCUUUAUUACAAACGGCGAAUGGGAUUUGCUAGGAGUUCCUGGCAAACGGAACGAAAUCUACUAUAAUUGCUGCCCAGAGCCGUACAUCGAUAUCACAUUCGUCAUCAUUAUUCGACGGCGGACACUGUACUACUUUUUCAACUUGAUCGUACCGUGUGUGCUUAUCGCUUCAAUGGCAGUAUUGGGGUUCACUCUACCCCCGGACUCCGGAGAGAAACUCUCCUUGGGAGUCACGAUUCUGCUGUCUCUGACGGUAUUCUUAAAUAUGGUCGCCGAAACGAUGCCCGCUACCUCAGAUGCAGUCCCGCUCUUGGGCACCUACUUCAACUGCAUCAUGUUCAUGGUGGCGUCGUCGGUAGUAUCGACCAUACUAAUUCUCAACUACCACCAUCGCAACGCUGACACGCACGAAAUGUCAGAGUGGAUAAAGGUUGUUUUCUUGAUUUGGUUACCAUGGCUUCUACGUAUGCACAGACCACACGAAUCGAGCGAUUGUGAGUACGGGCAACAGCCGAGUCGACCCGCAUCUGUGGCAACGGAUCGAAAACCGCUGCACUUUCAAGACGUGGAAUUGAAAGAGCGCUCUUCCAAAAGCUUGCUCGCCAACGUGUUAGACAUAGACGACGACUUUAGACACAACCAUCGAGGCGGCGGAACUCCGACGCCGUUACCGACAGCGACGUUCUUCCGAACAGUCUACAGGCAAAACGAAGACAACGGAAACGGAGGUCGAUUACACGAAUCGCUUGUGUCGAACCACUCUUGUCUAAGUGCGGAUUACGAGCUGGCGCUGAUCUUGAAAGAAAUCCGGUUCAUCACGGACCAGCUGCGUAAGGAAGACGAGGCCGCGGACAUCACCAGAGAUUGGAAAUUCGCGGCCAUGGUGGUCGACAGACUGUGCCUUAUUAUAUUCACUCUGUUCACGAUCAUCGCCACGUUAGCGGUGCUGUUCUCGGCACCUCACAUCAUCGUAUCGUAGCUACCCCGGCUCCUCGCAAGACCUUUCCCGAAGCUAGAUACAGUAGCUGCUGACGAUUUCGGAUGGGCGUCUAGUAGGGUCCGACAGACUUCGACCCGGGUAGAUGCCGUAUCCGUAUCGAUCCUGACGCUCGCGCCACCAAAACCCAUCAAUAGUUGGCAGUCGUUUUAUACGGAAAUUUGGUUUUGUAUCGUGUUCUUUAGGGUAUUAACACAAUCAUACUGUGAUAAAUCAAGUUAAAUGUUGAGUUAGUCAGACGAGAUCGUGAAACGGCGCGGUAACUAGACGGGGCGUUCCAUUCUCUCCUCCUGCUUAACAUGGGGUGAUAAGGCCGGCCGAGGGUGGUUGUCUGUUCGCCUCUUGUUUGGCGGUGCCUAGCACCGAAAGAGGCUGCGCCAUUUGCGAACCCGACAAUAGUAAUGUGCAAUGUUUUGUCCGCGAAGAGAGGAGCACGAUUGUUUCUGUCGCUGUUCCCCACUUCGUAUUGUUACUUGACACAUUGUUAAUGGCGUUUUAUAUUGUAUGACGUGUAGAACUAUAUUUUUCUCGUGGAAUUUGAGAUAAUUUAAAAUGAUUAAAAUUCAUUACUAAAAUUUAUAAAACAAAACGAAAUGUUGGUAUAGAAUAAUUCGGAUGAAGUCUUAGAAACUGCUUCAUCUUUUUUUUAUAUUUUGUCCGUCUAGCAUGCUACGUAGGUUGUAACUGUCAUCUAUGGACUUCUAUAUCCUGUACAUACAGAACCUAUCUUAGGAGCAUAGCUGGUGAAAAAAAAGCACUUGAAAUUCUAACAUAUCCUUUCAAAGUCAUGUAACGUACAGAGUCGUGUGUAAAAAAAUACUCAUGUCUCGAGUGGGAAAACGUCGUGCGUGUUUCCGGUGUCGCAACAAUCACGCGGGAGUGCCUCACAUCGCGCAUUUUUCUCUUACUCAUUUCAAUACAACACACAAACAUUUUCUAAUUUGGCGGUCAAUGUUUCGUUGAAUUGCUGAAGCAACGUCCGGACUCCUCGUCGAAUGAAGGAAGUUGCUCAAAUAAUAAUAAAACGCCGAAAAUUGACGUCGACUCGUAACCGAGUCCGGGAGUCCGGAUGCGGCCGCGCGCGGAUUGUUUCGCUGGACCCGGAACAAAUCUGUCGCAACAAUACAUCGCCAACGUUCUUCCACUGUCAAGCAAGACAAUAUCUCAUCAGUUAGGGCUAUAAUUCUUAUUCUUAGUCUUUAUUUACGUCUUAAUAUAGCAAAAGAAAAAAAAAGUUAAAUGCGGUAAAUACCGAAUCCAUUGCGAGUGCGAGCCCAUACCCGUUUAUAUUUUAGGUUUUAGGCAAAUUAAUGACGAAUGGCAGUUCGAUUGUUAUCGCUGAUUACGCAACGGCGGAAACGCUUAGCGUCAUCUAUCUCUCUUAAUGGCUUAAAGAGGCUGGCAGGAUGCUAAAGAAUGGUGUCUUCGGAUGGUCGCUUUACCCUGCGAAAGUAACCAUCCGAAAGCGCGCGACAGCGCGCAAAUCUCUUUCGAUGAUAUACAUAAUAUUAAGUAAUAAAUCUCGCGUUCCAUUGUUAUAUAAAUAAGUACUUCCCAGAGAACUAUUAUUCACUAAAAGAUGCUAAUCGGAUUAAACACUAUUUUAAAGAAACUCGACAAUCCAUUAUUGGUCGCUAAUUAACGACACGAGAGGGCCUUUGAUACAGCGCAGAAGAUCCAGCUGUUGGGUGAGGAUGCGACCUGUGUGGCGUCUUUUGCGACUCUGGGGGACAACGCAAAAACAUCAUCAGCGGCGCUCGUCGCACCCUCAAUCGCAUCAAAGCGACAAGUACUGUUUUCUACCGAAAUUGUUGUAAAUUGUAUCACAAUGGAUUGUACUUUGUUAAAUGAAUUUCAAUUAAACUUGCAAAUGCAGA